This is a messenger RNA of Vicugna pacos (alpaca), 2849 nucleotides long. RefSeq names its product bile acid receptor-like. NCBI's taxonomy places the organism in Eukaryota, Metazoa, Chordata, Mammalia, Artiodactyla, Camelidae. Gene Ontology annotation, molecular function: zinc ion binding; nuclear receptor activity; RNA polymerase II cis-regulatory region sequence-specific DNA binding. Gene Ontology annotation, biological process: lipid metabolic process; cell differentiation; negative regulation of inflammatory response. Gene Ontology annotation, cellular component: RNA polymerase II transcription regulator complex. The record is from RefSeq and is a predicted model, not a curated record.
AAUUUGUUAUAGCACCUGUGUUAGUGGAGUGUGAAUUUAAUGAAGGUUUUUUUCCUUCCUGUAUCUAUUACUCAGUACUUUGCAGAGACUAAUGUUUUGUAUUCAAAAUGGGACAAUGGAAAAUGCAAUCAAGAAAACAAAAUAUUUGCUAAGUAAACAAUAAGGGACUCUGGGAGAAUGUGACCUGAAAGUCCCAAAGGCUUCUAUCACUGAUGAUCUGGUUAUUAUUUGAUUUAUGUUAGCCUGUAACUGCCCUUGUUUUGACCCGAGAGGAUUGUGUGGAAAGUUUGUCUCUGAGAUAAGCUGAAGCAUUUCUCUGCAGAUUGUCUGGAGCCUAAGUGUAUGCAGCGUGCCCCGCUUUCCACUCCUUGAUAAAUAGGGAAAAGGCCCAGUUUGCUCCAGCUGGAAAGUUAAAGUCAUUGCUAAAUCUACCUCUACUCAUACUGUGAGGAAAAGGACAAUCUCUAGUAAUAUCACUGAACUGUUCUAUUUUAGCAUUCACUAAUGAAGAAGUGAAAAUUGGACAAAAGAAUGGCCAAUACUUAUGUCACUGCAUCUGAUGGGUAUUGUCUUGUUGAACCAGUGCAGUACUAUGAUAUAUUGCCAGAACAAAUCAAUUAUCAGCUACAUGACACUGAUUUUCAAGAAUCUCCUUAUGGCCAAUGUUCUACUGUCCAGUUUCCUCCAGCUCUACAGUCUGAAUCUUUACAAAGUCAUUUCAACACUUAUCGCUUGGAUCCACAGUUCAAUGGUGGAGAGUAUGGACUUGUUUCCUGUGAAUUAAAUAAAUCCACGUAUGUGGUUGCCCAUGAUGCUGAAGAUGGUUACCUUGGAAUAAAAAGGUCCAGAAUAACUCAUUCUUCUAUUCGAAUUAAGGGACAGGGAGAACUCUGCGUAGUUUGUGGUGAUAAAGCGUCAGGAUAUCAUUAUAAUGCCCUUACUUGUGAAGGUUGCAAAGGGUUUUUUCGACGUAGCAUCACCAAAAAUGCAGUAUAUAAUUGCAAGAAUGGUGGUCACUGUGAAAUGGACAUGUACAUGCGUAGAAAAUGUCAAGAGUGUAGACUAAAAAAGUGUAAGGCGGUAGGAAUGUUGGAAGAAUGUUUGCUUACAGAAAUCCAAUGCAAAUCAAAGAGGCUUCAAAAGAACUUUAAACAGAAGAAUAACAGUUUUUGCUCUAACAUCAAAGUGAAAGAGGAAGGGAUUCAGGAGAGCGUGGAACUAACACAAGAGGAAAAUCAGCUCAUUAAUAACAUUGUGGCUGCUCAUCAAAAAUACAAAGUUCCUUUAGAAGAAACACAAAGCUUUCUGCAGGAAUAUGCAAAUCCUGAACUGAGCUUUUUGCAACUCUCCAAGACAGUUAUCGUACAAAUAAAAAUGUUCAUGGAUUUUACCAAGGGACUUCCAGGAUUUGAAAAUUUGACCAGUGAGGAUCAGACUGCAUUACAGAAGGGAUCAAAAACUGAAGUGAUGUUCCUUCAUGCGGCCCAAAUUUACAGUCAGAAAGAAUGUCUUUCACCAGCUUCUGAAAGUACUAUGAAACUAUCAAAUCACUCAGCUCAUUCACUGAAUUGUCACAAACAGAGUGGUGAUAGAAGUGUUAUUUAUUCUAUGGAAACAUUUUGCAAUGAAGACUGUCCUUCUACUAUGCUGACUGGGAUUGUUGAAGAAUUUAUUACCACACUGUUUUACUUCUACAGAAGAAUGAGUGAGCUUAAUAUUACUAAUACUGAAUAUGCUCUGCUUGCAGCAACAAUUGUGUUUUUUUCAGGUAAAAAAACAUUUAGCAGUAAAAAUUUGGAUUAAGUUUGGCAAUGAAAGCAUGAAAUUUAUAGUUAUUAUAUUAUUCAUUGAUUCCAAAUGUGUGAAUUUUCUUAAAAAUUGCCUUCAGCUUACAAACAUUCUGUAAUUCGUUGCAUCUUAAAAGAAAAAGCCUAUUGACCUCAGAUCCCCUUUCAGCUGUUCUCCCAUUUCUCUGUUGUAUAUUACAGGAAAAAAAAAAGUUUUUUUAGAGUUGUCUAUAUUUCUGCCUCCAUUUCUUUCCUCUCAUUUAUUCCUGAACCCAAUACAGUAAGAUUUUGUCCCCUCCCUUCCCCCUCCACCAUAACUUGCCAAGAGCUUCAGUAAUUUGAAAUUGCUGAUUCCAGUAGUCAGUUCUUAGUCUUCAUCUCACUUGACCCAUCAGCUACAUUUGACAGAGCAGAUCACACCCUCUUUCUUAGAACACUUACCACUAGGCUUCAGUUGAUCACUCCCUCCUUUUUGACUUGAUUUUUUUUUCCCACUUGAUUUCCAGGACAUUACACUAUCUUGGUUUCUCUCCUUAGUAGCUGCUCUUUCUGUCUCCUUUGUUAAUUCCUCAUCUUCCACACUGAUAAAUAUUAGAGUGUCCCAGGGCUCAGUUAUCUUUUCUUCUAUACUCAUUUCCUUUGAAAUUUCAUCCUAUCUCAUGGCUUUAAAUGCCAUCUAUAGGCCGACAACUCCCAAAUUAUAUACCAACCUGGACUGCUCCCCUAAACUCCAUUAAAUGGCCUACUCAAGAUUUCAGCUUGGAUGUUUAGCAGGCAUAAAGAAUUUAACAUAUCUGAAUGUGAACUCCUGAUCUCUUCCCCCCUCAAUUCUCCCAUAUUCUUCUUACAUCUCUACUAAAUUGUACCCCAUCCCCUAAGUUGCAUAAGCCAAAAUUCUUGAAGUCAUCCUUCACUUCUUUCUUUCUUUUACCCAUAUCAAAUAUGCAACAACUUUUGUUGGCUCCAGCCUCAAAAUAUAUCCAGAAUUCAACCACUUCUUACUGUCUCUGUCCCUGCCACCCUAAUAAUACUGCUAUCCUAACUCACUUUCCUGUUUUUGCC